GGUGUGUAGCUCCGGACGACGUGUUGUCGUCGAAAGUUCAGAAAGAUUGGUUUCCUACUAGUCCAAGCGGCUGGGCGAUUCCGGGUUUCAUUUUCAUUUGAUUCCGUCCUUAGUCUCCGGUGUGUUGUGAAAGUGCGUGAGAAAUUGUGUCGUAGACUCAGCGUGCGAAGUACUGAAAACAAUCAAGCAGGUUAAAGGUUCCGCCAUGAUUCCACUGCUCUGCUUGGCGCUUGUGCUGAGCUCCCUGUACCCGUCAACUGCCCUGCCAAAUGGAGCUCCAACCUCCGUGUGUCAUAAUAUGCUUCCGUUUCACGGCGGUGGUAUUCCUCCCCUUACGACGAAAACUCCGUUUCUGAUCACGCCACAAUCGUCGGUAAUCGGUAGUGGACAAUUGCUGAAAAUUGACAUCGAAUCCUUCCCGGCGAACAUCGUAUUCAAGGGGUACAUGAUACAGGCGCGAGCGGCCGAUCCCCCGCAUAAUAUAGUCGGACGCUUCGAAAACUCGGAUGCCGCUGCCAUCAAGCUGAUCGAUUGCGAAGCGGCGCAUGAUACGGCCACACAUACAUCGACUAGCCCGAAGCAGGAGCUAACACUAGAAUGGACCGCUCCGGACAAUUUUGUUGGAGAUGUGAUCUUCAAUGCAACUAUCGCGCAGGAUUACGACAAGUUUUGGGUCGGUCUCCCUUCGGAAAGAGUGCGUGUGGUGGCCAGUUCUUUAUCGGCAACACCAGGACAGACCACUAGGCAGCCAACGACAACUACCACAGUGCCACCGUAUCGUCCGGCACAAACAUCCGCUCCGAUGGCUAUCGAUUCCGUCUACGAGGGUUGCGGGGAGUCCAAGGUGUGUUUUGGAUUCCCGGAAGGUUGCGUCGACAGCUACAACUGUCGGGCGGUCACGACAGUCUCCGUUCUUGGCAGCAGCUAUGUUUUUGAAAUGAAGGCAGGAUACAAUAGUCCAGCCUACGUCGCUGUCGGGCUAUCCGAUGACGCCAAGAUGGGAGAUGAUUCGGUCAUCGAGUGUGUUCCUGAGCAGGGCGUAGUAAACGCAUACGCUUCUUGGACCGCAACUGGUCCUUACAGCGCCACGCGCACGGGAGUGCCACAAAACAUCUUCCAAAUGUUAGAGAAAUCCUACAAUGAUGGAACGAUCUACUGUAAAGUGGAACGUGAUGCCGUCACCACAGUCAAGGGACGCCAGUUCGAUCUCGUGAACGAAAAGUUCCAUCUUAUGCUAGCUGCAGGAGCUUCGGUAGAAUCAACCAACGUGAACUAUCAUAGUAUCGGUCGACACGUCUCCGGAAGUCCUCUGUCGCUGGCAGAAGUGGGACGGGUACAGGGAUCCUCGAAACUACUGCUGCGCCUUCACGGAGCCUUCAUGAUUACAGCCUGGAUCGGCACGGCUUCGCUCGGCAUAUUAAUCGCUCGCUAUUUCCGCCAGACCUGGGUUGGCAGCCAAUUGUGCGGAAAAGACCAGUGGUUCGCCUGGCAUCGAUUCUUGAUGGUGCUGACCUUUAUCCUCACAGCGGCCGGAAUCGUAGUAAUUUUCGUCGAAAUUGGCGGCUGGUCGCAAGUGCGCAAUCCCCAUGCCAUACUGGGUAUUGUGACGUCCGUGCUUUGCUUCCUCCAGCCAAUUGGAGCGUUCUUCCGACCACAUCCGGGCUCGAGCAAGCGACCAAUCUUCAACUGGGUACACUGGCUGGGCGGUAACUUGGCGCAUGUGAUCGCGAUCGUAGCCAUUUUCUUCGCCGUCCAGUUGCAGAAGGCUGAACUACCUGAGUGGAUGGAUUUCAUUCUCGUUGCCUUCGUGGCGUUCCACGUGUUUAUGCAUUUACUUUUGUCCGUUUUUUCGUGGAUACAGAUUGGUGGCUGCAUUAGUGAGCGAAGAAGCGGACAACGCGUAACUUCCUUCCCAAUGGCUGACAUGACCCCGUCACGCAAUUCCAUGAGUUCCAGCGAACGGAAGCAGGAUGCUGCGUUUUCUGGCUUCCGGAAAUCGAUGUUGUUCCUUUACAUUCUGAUCGUGUUGGGAUUGGUCAUUGCGUUGGUGGUGAUCGUCGUUCUGGCACCGAUUGAAGCGGCAUACAACAACAUCAAAGAGCAGAUCAUGAAUUAACGUAUCCUGUG
This is a messenger RNA of Anopheles cruzii, 2127 nucleotides long. RefSeq names its product putative ferric-chelate reductase 1 homolog. Lineage: Eukaryota; Metazoa; Arthropoda; Insecta; Diptera; Culicidae. The transcript is spliced from 9 exons. The record is from RefSeq and is a predicted model, not a curated record. Gene Ontology annotation, molecular function: oxidoreductase activity, acting on metal ions. The coding region runs from base 206 to 2116 and encodes 636 amino acids.